AUGGUAACCCCAACAAGUCCAAGUGAGUUGAAAUGGACCCAGCCCACGACCUUCGCUUCUGGUUGUGUUUUGUGUUUUGUCAUUUGCGAGACACAGACAUCGUCGUCGUCUCCGCCGUAUGCGCUAGCUUGGGUUGCUCCAAUGGAGGAUACCCAAGAAAUUGAGGAGCAAGCACACAAAGAAGUGAUUUCAGACAAAACAUCUGAGAAGCAGCAGGAAACUCUUGAUGAAAUUCUUUCACGACACAGGAAAGAGAUAUUGCAACUGCAGAAAAAAGAAGUUGAGAUGAAAAAAGCUGCAGCUAGAGGUAGCAAGGCUGAGCAGAAAGCUAAGAAGAAGCAAGUGGAAGAAGAGGUUUGUCAACUUUCUGCUAAGCUUAAGGAGAAUCAUGCCAAAGAACUGACUGCAUUAGGCUAUAUCAGUGGUAAUGGAAAUGAAAAGAGCAAUUUGGACAGUCUGGUGAAGGCCAUAGCUGGAGUAUCUGUUACUAGUCAACCUGAACAUACAAAGGUCAGCAAGGCCAAACAGAGGCGAGACAAAAGAGCUCAACAAGAAGCAGAAAGGGAGCAGAGAAUCCAAGCAGAGCAGAGUGACAUUAUAAGUGAUCGUGUGAUUGAGAACGAGAAAUUGGAAAAGAAGUUGAAGCCUCUUGGCUUGACUGUUUGUGAAAUAAAGCCUGAUGGGCACUGCCUCUAUAGAGCCAUUGAGGAUCAGCUGGCCAUCCUCUCUGGGGGUAGAUCUCCUUAUACAUACCAAGAACUUCGAGAAAUGGUGGCUGCUUACAUGAGAAAUCAUACAUCUGAUUUCCUUCCAUUUUUCCUGUCAGAGAAUUUAAUUGAAGAUGAUUCCAAUGAAUCAUUUGCUCAGAAGUUUGAAAAUUAUUGUAAAGAAGUGGAGUCCACAGCUACAUGGGGGGGACAACUAGAACUUGGUGCCUUGACUCACUGCUUGAAGAAGCAUAUUAUGAUAUUUUCAGGGUCCUUCCCAGAUGUGGAGAUGGGCAAAGAGUAUAAAUCUGAUGGUGGCACUGGCUUGUCUAAUUCGAGUAUCAUGCUUUCUUAUCACAAGCAUGCUUUUGGGCUAGGAGAGCAUUAUAAUUCUGUGGUUCCAACAUGAUCAAAUUGGGCAUAUAUAUCAUCAUAGGGAUCCUUGCCUAUCAUGUUGCCUUCUAUCAUUUUUAAUUACAGCCAGGGAUUUGGCUUUAGGUCUCUUAAAACCGUAGUUUGUGAUUUUGAAAUGGCUAUAACUGUACAUUUCACAACUGUAAUUGAUAUUUUCUGGAUUAUCAUGUAAAAGCACUUCUGGCAUCUGUCUAAUUUUGAGCGUUUUAGUAAUAUCUUCAAAAGGGAUGAGAUUUGAAUGA
Molecule: messenger RNA, 1363 nt
Organism: Glycine soja
Lineage: Eukaryota; Viridiplantae; Streptophyta; Magnoliopsida; Fabales; Fabaceae
Product: deubiquitinase OTUD6B-like
Exons: 3
Coding region: 1-1116 (371 amino acids)
Biological process (GO): protein deubiquitination
Molecular function (GO): cysteine-type deubiquitinase activity
Source: RefSeq, a predicted model, not a curated record